AGUCUCUCCCGUUUGAAAACUAACAGCUGUUCAUGGCUCAAGUCUGAAAUAGGUCUGUGUGUCAACGCAGCUGCGUCCGGGUAUUUCCGGGUGGCGAGAGGCUGCUCUGGUACAGCUAGCAUCACUUUGGUCCAGCCUCCUUCCUCCAUCCAGCCUCCUUCCUCCAUCCAGCCGCGACAGCAGCCACCUGAGGCCGGAAACACAAACCGGACCAACAGUUAUUGACCGGGACAGAUCAAUAAUUGAUGUGUUCUAGCUGAAAGCCAAAGCGGGGAGCAGCGAGCAGGAGUCAUGGCGGCGUCGCUUCUCUCCGAGACCGACAUCAUGCACCGGUCCAUGGCGGAGGAGGAUCCGAAUGGAAAUGAGCACGGAGCGGCUUCACGCAGCGCUGCACCUCGCUGGGGACCGCAGCACGCCGGGGCCCGACAGCUAGCGCGGCUCUACUCUCCCGGUAAGCGCCUCCAGGAGUGGGUGUGUGUCAUUCUGUGCCUCUUUCUCUUCAUCAUCAACUUCUCCUUCCUCCUCCUGCACUUCUCCACCGUUCACAUCUACAAGAUCGUCCUCGGAAUCGUCCUGGGGAUCGUGACGGCAGACUUUGCAUCGGGGAUGGUCCACUGGGGGGCGGAUACCUGGGGAUCUGUGGACAUCCCUGUUAUUGGCAAGGCAUUCAUCCGUCCUUUCAGGGAGCACCACAUCGAUCCGACCGCCAUCACUCGCCACGACUUCAUUGAAACCAACGGCGACAACUGCAUGAUCCCCAUCCUACCACUGUCUUACAUGGCCUACAAGUUCCUCACAUGCACACCAGAGGCCUUGGCGGCGUCCUAUCCCUGGGACUGCUACGUCUUUGCCCUGGCCGUUUUUGUGACAUUGACCAAUCAGAUUCACAAGUGGAGCCACUCCUACUUCGGCCUGCCGUGCUGGGUCAUGCUGCUUCAGGACUGGCAUCUGGUGUUGCCACGGAAACAUCAUCGCAUCCACCAUGUCUCGCCACAUGAGACAUACUACUGCAUCACUACAGGCUGGUGUAACUAUCCGUUGGACCAGCUGGGCUUUUGGAGACGGAUGGAGCAAUUGAUCCAACGACUAACAGGGCAGAGACCGCGUUCAGAUGACCUGGCGUGGGCCAAGAAGACCGACAGAUAAACACACAAAUGGAUGGAGGGGGAAAGGGGCUUUCAGCUGCAAAUGUAGAAUAGAGAUGAGGAGAAACACACACACACACACACACACACACACACACACACACACACACACACACACACACACACACUGUACCUAUGUCUCUAUGCUUCUUGCUUUUUUGCAAAAAGAAAAAAAAAUCAAAGACAGUCCAAUUGAUUUAUUUGCUUGCUUUAGUCUGUACUUUAACAAGCUUUGAACGUACGAGGCAAAACCAUUAACACUCUGCUGUGACAGCCAAUCAGCUUUUAGUCCUGUUGACCAAUGAUGUGUGGAGGCGUUGUGGUGUGUAGGUGUAGGAGGUUUCUGGAGGUUGGGCUCUCCAGGAGUGACAUCACGCUGCUUGUUUCAGGCAGCUUCUUACACCACACACACACACACACACACACACACACACACACACACACACACACACACACACACACACACACACACACACACGAGAAAACCAUGUUAACAAGAGGUAAAAAUAAAUACUCUGUCUUCUAUAUAAUAUUUAUUAUGGCUUUACUUUAAACCACUCUCAGCAUCGUCUUCAAUACAUUGUUAGUGCAUACAUACAAACCUAUGUGAAUCAUGUGGCCCACUUUGGAUCUGUUGGGAUUCGUGGAGCUCACACACACACAGAUAAUCCUCAUUGAUGUUUUUCAUCAGAGAUGAGUUUGGAGAAGUCUACUUUUUUUUAUAGCUUCAUGAUAAACCUCUAUCAGUUCAAAGCUCCUAAAUGAACAUAUCUAAAGCUUAAAAUGAGCCAGAAAUAUCUUUUUCAUCUUGAAGCCAUUUUAAUGACUUUCUCUCAUUUGACGUAAAGAAGCAUUUCAUCUUUUUGCACUUUCAUGCUUAUAAGAUCGAUUUUUUCACUUUGUGACAUCUUUAGUCGGACGAUAUCCACUUAAAAUAAAAGUAUGUCUGCCGUCAGAUUUCCAUAUUUCUUAACAGACAGAGAUGACACACAGCUGAGCUUGUUAGUGAUCUGAAUGGAAGUGGCAUGAUAUGUUUAUACUUACAGGAUUUUUCAGAAAUGUUUGCAAAGAUCUAUACCACUCUGAAUGUCAGGAUGAAAAACACAAGGUCAGUUAGUAAAUCUUAGCAUAGAGACUAAAAACAGCAAGAAACGCAAAACUACACCUUUACAGCCCGAAUUUAACCCUUCAUUUUCUUGAUGUACGAUAGAUAUUUACCUUCAAACACAGCCAGCCAUGCUUUCUUUCUCUGUUUUUCUGUCUUCACUGCGAGCUUCAGCUUUCCAUUAGGCAUGCAGACUUAAGCUGGUCAAUCUUCUGACCCUUCAUCAGCAAGAAAGUAAACAAGAACAUUUCAAAAGAUGACAUAAAAAAAGGUUAAACGCAGAGAGUCUGGCAUGACUCGAGUCUCUUUCCUCAGCUAACAGAGUGGCACAGACACAAGGGGGAGAACCUUCUUGGCUUCUGUAGUUUCUCCGUUUUCUACUCGUGCCUGCAGACAAAUCUUUUCAGCUAAAGUUUUGUUUCUUGGAGGAUGCUUUUGGCUGCCCUUAAGGCCAAAAAUGGAGUAAAACAUGUUUUAUGAAUUGUUUUUCACCUCCACACUGGAAACCUCAGGGCAGGGAAACUUAGCUGGUAAUCACCCUUAAGUCCUGCUUUCUUGUCACAUUCUGCAUCACAAGAAAUUCAGCUUGACUUCAGUCCAGAAUAGCAAACAGAAAACGGAUUCCCCUCCUCAUCACUUCAACUGGUUGACCUUUCACAUCCAUAAUACUCCAGUUUAAAAGUGAAAGGGAGUUUGGUCAUUCCUGCUUUUCUGUCAUUUUAAAUACAAACUAAACGAAAAUUUGUUACAAACCCUAAAACCCGUCACACAUUAAAAAAAAGAUAUAUUCAUGUGUUAAAAAAUCCUGGAAACAUUUUUAUAACAAUUUGUCAGCUGAUGUGAAAAAGAGGAAGAGAGCCUUAAAGUAAUUUUAAUAAUAUUUAAUAUAACUGUCAUUAAUUUGCUUACAAUGUCUCCAUCAUCUGGGUCUUGUUUCAGUCUUUACAGAUGCACUUUAGUCGUCUGUUACUGACUCUGUAAAAGAGGCUGGCUGCUUGAAGCGUUCUUUAUUUUUAGGCUGUUAAUCAUUUCAGCCACAGGUUGGUAAUAACUGCACUUUAUUGUUUUACUUUUGUUAUUAUCUCAAAAGGCACUCAUGAUAACACAGUAUACAAAUUCAAUCAAACAUCUCACUAGCAUGCACACACACACACACACACACACACACACACACACACACACACACACACACACACACGUUGAAUGCAGUCACACAAACGCACACAUGCUCUUUAUCACUUUGUGUUCUGUGUCCUCUAGCUUUAUCAUUUUCUAGUUUUUUAUGAAUGGAUCAAGCCUUGUAUAGUUACAUUUUGACGUUCCAUUUUGCAGCUCGAUGCUCACUGCUCGUCUUGCCUUAAUGUUUUUAUCUGCUCUUUGGUUUUAAUAAAGGGUUAUUGACACCAA
Labrus mixtus (cuckoo wrasse) is the source of this 3657-nucleotide messenger RNA. RefSeq lists its product as uncharacterized. The transcript has 7 exons. The record is from RefSeq and is a predicted model, not a curated record. NCBI's taxonomy places the organism in Eukaryota, Metazoa, Chordata, Actinopteri, Labriformes, Labridae. Bases 292 to 1146 code for a protein of 284 amino acids.